Molecule: messenger RNA, 780 nt
Organism: Penicillium taxi
Lineage: Eukaryota; Fungi; Ascomycota; Eurotiomycetes; Eurotiales; Aspergillaceae
Product: HNH endonuclease
Exons: 2
Coding region: 1-780 (259 amino acids)
Source: RefSeq, a predicted model, not a curated record
AUGUCAGAUGAAAAUUACACCGUAUUUCGAGAAUGUCUCUCAAGCUCAAUCGUCGCUCGCUCUGAAGAGAAAACGAAACCGAAACGAAAGCCCAAACUCAAGCGCGCUGGCAAGGACAAGGACAAGGACAAGGAUGUGACAUAUACCGAGCCGGCAGCUCCCCAGCGAGUCGAUCCAGACGAGUGGGCCGAAUUUAUUGACUUCAUCGCGUCAGAAACUUUCUCUUCGUUCCCAGACUCCUUGCGAACUCUUUCCUACACCGCUGUCCAGCAUGACCCCAAUCUAUCAACACUCUACGUCCCACCCGACGUAGAUACUCCCCUCAAUCGCGCCGUGCUCGACUCCGUCACCUCCGUCGUCCCACCUGACGUCACCGACUCCCUCGCCGUAUACGGACUCAUCCCGGACGUAAACGAUUUCCCCGAGUUUUUGACGCCUAUCCUGACAGAGUAUAUUGCAAGCGUGACAACCGGACCGCCGGCAUGGUCGAAUACGCGCACGGAUGCGUGUGAAAUCUGUGAUCGGGAUUGGAUUCCUCUUUCAUAUCAUCAUCUUAUUCCGCGCGGCGUGCAUGCGAAAGUGCUGAAGAAGGGCUGGCAUGAUGAGUGGAUGCUUAAUAGUGUUGCUUGGUUGUGUCGCGCUUGUCAUAGUUUUGUGCAUCGAAUGGCUAGUAAUGAGGAGCUUGCUAGAGAGUGGUUUACUGUUGAUAGAAUAUUGGAGCGGAAGGAUGUACAGGAUUGGGCGAUGUGGGUUAGUAAGGUGAGAUGGAAGACGAAGUGA